Brassica oleracea var. oleracea is the source of this 1473-nucleotide messenger RNA. Its product is annotated as alpha-taxilin-like. Lineage: Eukaryota; Viridiplantae; Streptophyta; Magnoliopsida; Brassicales; Brassicaceae. Bases 120 to 1292 code for a protein of 390 amino acids. Gene Ontology annotation, molecular function: syntaxin binding. The transcript has 11 exons. The record is from RefSeq and is a predicted model, not a curated record.
CCCGUAAAAGGUUUUGCUUCUGAGCACAAGUCCGUCACAGUUGUAAGAAGAUUUGGGUAUAUAAUAUUCUCUACCUUUCUCGCUGAUUCGUAAUUGGUUUUGAGAUCCAGAGUCUAACAAUGGACUCCAAUUUGCUCCCCGAAGUUGAUUCCUUACCCGAUGGAUUCGUCGACCCCGAGGAAGCAAACCGAAUCACAACAAACCAUCAAACAGGUGAUGUCUCGAUCGAGAAAACAAAGAAGCCCAGGACUUUUCCCGUUCCUUUGUGUGAAGAAACAGAUGGUAAUGAAGACGACCUAAGUAAGGUCUCGAGCUUAGAGCUGAAGGAACCAUCUCAAACAUCGUCAUCACAAGGGUCCUCCCAAAAUCCAAACAAGGAAACAGAAUCUACUCAGAGUAUCGAACCCAGAAAACAACAGGAGGCAGUUGAGACAGAGCGUAAGACUUCAAAGAACAUGUUCAAAUCCGAACAAGAUUUUCUCGAAUUCAUGCUCAAGUAUCAGCAAGUCCUUUCUGAAAGAGAUUCUGCUAUUACUGUCCGUGACAAGCUUGAGUCACUUUGUAGGGAGUUACAACGUCAAAACAAAAUGUUGAUGGAAGAAAGCAAGCGGGUUUCGACUGAGGGACAGACUUUAAGAUUAGAUCUGUCGACAAAGUUCCAGGAAGCAAUAAAGGAUGUGAGCAUUAAGUUGGACGAGCAAAGGGAUGAAAGCCUCUCACAACUAAAAGAAAAUGAAAUGUUGAGGACGAAGUUGAAGCACCUGGCUGGUCAAUAUAUGCUUUCAGAACAACAACAUGAGCAAAGAAUGAAGCAGAAAACCCUCGAGCUACAGAUUUCUGAAAUAAAAAUCAAACAACACGAGGAGAAAGUAAUUCAUGAACAAUCUCAGAUGAAAGUAUAUGCAGAUCAAGUUUCUCAGCUUUUAGCAACUGAGAAAAACUUGCGGGUGCAGCUAACAUCUGAUGGAGAGAAGUUCCAGCAGUUCCAGGAUGCAUUGGUGAAGAGCAACGAGGUGUUUGAAACAUUCAAACAAGAAAUCGACAAGAUGUCAAAAGCAAUCAAAGAACUGAGGAAAGAAAACGCAUUCUUGAAGAGCAAAACAGAAAGAUCAGAUUUUACUCUCGUAGAACUAGUUGAAGAGCGUGAGAGAUUGAAGAAGCUUUUGGAGAGGACAAAGAACCAGAAAGAUAAGCUUGAGUCGCUUUGCAGAUCCCUUCAAGCAGAAAGAAAGCAAAAACAAUCUAACAGUAGCCAUUCUGCAGCUGCUCUUGAAAGCACAGAGAGAUUGUGAUUUAAACUAAGAUUUUUUUUUGUGCGGGAGUUUUAAACUAAUUAGCAAUUCAGAUCAAAAACUACAAUUCACUCAAUUAGGCCUUUCUUGAAAACUCUCUCAGGCACAUCACCUAAUAUUAGGCUAUCUGCCUUUUAGAAAUUUACUAAAAGUAUCUCCAAUGUAAAAUUCCAUUUUUCUA